Thrips palmi is the source of this 1626-nucleotide messenger RNA. RefSeq names its product SPRY domain-containing SOCS box protein 3. Gene Ontology annotation, molecular function: protein binding. The transcript has 7 exons. The record is from RefSeq and is a predicted model, not a curated record. Gene Ontology annotation, cellular component: SCF ubiquitin ligase complex. Gene Ontology annotation, biological process: proteasome-mediated ubiquitin-dependent protein catabolic process. Bases 176 to 1045 code for a protein of 289 amino acids. Lineage: Eukaryota; Metazoa; Arthropoda; Insecta; Thysanoptera; Thripidae.
AAUUUAUCGAUUUUCACCACCGUGCUCACCGCCCUCCAGUUUUUCGAGAACCUUCACGAGUGCCACUCAUCCCCCUCCCUCACCCCUCCCCGCCGUUUAUUUUGCGUUGGACUGUCAACAACACUUAAUUUUGUUGAACAACUGCUGUGGUCCACGGACAUUUCCGUACGUAACCAUGGAAUACUCCUUCUGCGAAUGUGAGUUUGACCCAGACAAUGUCCAAUGCCUCUGUGGGGAGGACUUUGAUGCCAGUGAAUGGAGUUGGGAAGAACCUUCAUGUCACUCUCCUAUUAGACUCUCAUGCAAUCAACGAGAAGUUUUAUUCAACCCCACUGUCAGUGUGGGGACUGCAGCCGUAAAAGGGACUGUGCCUUUUAUGGCAGGAAGGCAGUACUUGUGGGAAAUUAAGAUGUUGUCAACUAUCCAUGGGACAGAUGUCGUUGUGGGUGUUGGUACAGCCCAUGUAAACCUUAGCGCUUACAGUCAAAAGUUCAUAGCACUAUUAGGUAACGAUUCAGAAUCAUGGGGACUCUCCUACAGAGGUGAUAUAAUCCACGGUGGCAUUCGGACUUCAUACGGGCCUCAAUUCGGAAAAGGCAGCAUUGUGGGCGUACACUUGAACAUGUGGACUGGAACUUUGGAGUUCUACUUAAACCGACGUCGCCUUGGAGUUGCAUUUAAAUUAAUGAAGAACCAAGUGUUGUACCCAAUGAUCAGCUCAACAAUAGGCAAUUCUUCAAUGAGAUUAGUGACCACCAUGUCCUGGCCAGCCUCGCUUGAACUAUCAUGCCUGCAAUCCAUAUCAGCCAUGCCUCAGCUCUCUAAUAUUCCUGGGCUCCGGGCCAUGUGGGGCAAGACUUUCUGGUGGCAACAAGCCACAGAAAUGAAAAAGAAAGUUGAGGAAAAUGCCUUGUCUGAAGCAGUUGAGUAUGAACUGGAAAUUAUUAGUAGUGAUGAGGAGGAGCAGGAAAGAAUCAUGCUUAGGUCCAGACGAAUUCUGCGGAACAGAAAUAAUCAGAGGAGACGUCAUGCUGCUCAAUGUUGAAGGCAGCUAUAACAAAUGAAGUUGUGUAAGGUGAGUAGUGCAUUUGCACUUUUCAAAAAUAAUUUGGAAGACUUUUUUUAAAAAAAAUUUUUGUAUUUUUCUACUUUGGAUCUGUUUACAUAUUUUCUUACCCUGUACUGUAUAAAUGUUAUUGCCAUAAUGGUAAAUUGUUUUCCUAUUAUUAAUUUUACAAGUAGAUAUUACAUGUACCAUAUGGACACUAUGCUUCUUCAUGUUAUUUUGAUCACACAGUUGUGAAACCUGUGUGAUGUGGACCAAUUAUGUUUGUUAUUUUAAUUUUUGUGAUAAUAUAAAUUGAGUAGAUGUACCUUAUAUUUGUAGACAGAAAGAAUUUAACUUUCAUUGUUCCCAUGCUUGUACCUGUUGUCCAUUUUGUGGAAUUGUCUAGCGUGUGCUUGCCUCUUUUGCUCAUUAAGAAGUUAUUCAUGAACUUUCAACCCACUUUCUUGUAAUGUAUUUUUAACUAAUCCUUGUUUGAACAAAGAGCUCAUGUAUGGCUUCUUAAUGCUAGUCAAUGAAUAUUAUUCUUUUUAUAUGAAUUAAAUAAGUUUCACAAUCAA